Molecule: messenger RNA, 2667 nt
Organism: Anopheles merus
Lineage: Eukaryota; Metazoa; Arthropoda; Insecta; Diptera; Culicidae
Exons: 1
Coding region: 1-2667 (888 amino acids)
Source: RefSeq, a predicted model, not a curated record
AUGGAUAAGAAAAUUAAGGCAGUGCAACUGAAAAAGAGGAUCGCCCUGGAGAACAUAAAAUCGCUGGAACGGUUCCAGGCGAAAUAUUCGAGUGAUGAUGCCAAGCAGAUUCCGGAGGUGUUAGAAGAUCUGGCGAAACAUAAGGAAGAGUUUUUCACCGCAGUUUCGAAACUGGAAGAGCUUGAAGAUAAAGACGAAGCGGUCGAAGCCAGCAUAAUGGAACGGAUCGACAUUGAAGAACGCUGUCGCAAGCUAAAAUCAUUUCUACGGGAAAGACAGCCAAAGGAAGAAGGUUCGCUCAACGAUACAACGGGCUUGGCUUCCUCAACGCUUGCAUUCGGUCGACCCCACGCGCCAAAUUUACGUUUGCCCAAAAUCGAACUUCCAACAUUUGACGGAGAUCACACAAAAUGGCUUUCUUUCCGAGAUCGCUUCAUCGCAAUGAUCGACGCUUCAGCCGAGCUUCCAUCUAUCGCGAAGCUACAAUACUUACUGUCAUCGUUGAAGGGGGACGCGGCGGUACCCUUCGAGCAUACACCUUUAACGGCGGACAACUAUUCGGUUACCUGGGCGGCGCUUCUUAAACGGUACGACAAUUCUCGUCUUUUGAUUCGCGAAUACUAUCGCAAAUUGCACUACCUUCCGGGAGUGCAAUUGGUGUGCGUUGACAAGCUCACGCACCUGGUGGAUGAAUUCACCCGCUUCGUCAACGGGUUGAAAAAGCUGAACGAACCGGUUGACUCGUGGGACACACCCCUCUCAAACAUGCUGCUGAUGAAGUUGGAUCGAGAGACAUUGUUGGCUUGGGAGAAACAUUCCGUGCACUUCACGACGGACAAAUAUAAGGAUGUGAUCGACUUCGUGCAAGAUCGUAUCCAAAUCUUGAAAUCGACCAACAACUUCGUGAAGGAUCAAGCAGCUAGUGGUAUCAAGGUGGCCGGUCUCAUUCGUCAACCAGGGCAACGGAGAUUCAUCGCGAAUGCAGCUACAUCUCGCUCGGCUCCUGCUGCAUCGACUGCGCACACCCAACAGCCAAAGUGUCCAUUGGAGUGUUCCGAAGACCACACACUGCGCAACUGUCCAGUGUUCAUCGCCAAGGAGGUCCAACAGCGACGGGACGUCGUCGCAUCGAAGCGGCUGUGCUGGAACUGUUUGAGCAGCAAUCAUCAGGUUAGAGCGUGCAAGUCGGAUUAUUCGUGUCGCACGUGUCGUGAGCGUCAUCACACACUUCUACAUCAUUCACCACCCUAUGCUCCACCCGCAACGGUAACAUUGUCAGCUCAGUCGAAUGAAGACAAUGUGUUUCUGGCGACGGCAAACAUCCAGAUCAAGGAUGACUACGGGAACACCCAUGAAGCAAGGGCGUUGUUGGAUUCGGGAUCCAUGUCGAAUUUCAUCGCUGAGGAGUUCGCACGGAAACUGCUGACGAGUCGCAAAAGGGUCAACGUCGCUGUAUCGGGCAUCGGCAAUGCAGUACAGCAGAUCAAGGGUUCCAUCGUCGCUACCGUUCAGUCCAAGACACAACCCCUCGCAACGGAGAUGACUUUCUUGGUUCUGGACACGCCAUCCGCAAACAUCCCUACAUCACCAACGGACGUCUCUUCAUGGAAAAUGCCGGACGUGGCAUUGGCGGACAGCACCUUUAACAGUCCGGGGCAAAUCGACAUCGUCAUCGGAGGCGAUACGUUCUGGGAGCUCCACACCGGUCGCAAGUGCUCUAUCGGUAGAGGCAAACCGUGGCUGGUCGAAACCCACUUUGGUUGGGUUGUCACCGGCAACACUCAUCAUUCGUCAGUCGGUCCGCGGCUGUGCCAUCUAUCUGCAUACGACACCCCACUGGAGGAGACCAUGCAGCGGUUCUGGGAGAGUGAAACCAUAGCCGAGGAUCCUGUGCUAUCGGUUGAGGAGAAUGCUUGCGAGAAGCAUUUCGCAGCAACAACUGUUCGCAACUCAAGUGGAAGGUAUGUCGUUAGUUUGCCAUUUAACUCCAACCCUAAUAUCGUUUUAGGAGAGUCGAAGGAAAUAGCCGAUCGCAGACUGCGUUCUAUCGAACGGCGGUUGAACACCAAUGCUAAAAUGAAAGAAGAGUAUGUGAAAUUUAUGAAAGAAUAUGAGCAUUUGGGGCAUAUGAAGCGGCUUACCAGUCCUGCAAACGAUUCGGUAGAGCAUUAUAACCUCCCACAUCACGCUGUCGUUAAAGAGUCAAGCACAACCACGAAGGUGCGUGUCGUGUUCGAUGCAUCCUGUAAGACUUCGAGUGGUUACUCAUUGAACGAUAAACUCUUAGUGGGACCAGUCGUUCAAGAAGAUCUUUUAUCGAUUAUCCUUCGGUUUCGUUCUCGUGCCAUUGCUCUCACUGCAGACGUAGAGAAGAUGUAUCGGCAAAUUUUACAUAGCCCUCAUGACCGUAACUAUCUACGCAUCCGGUACAGAGAACAUCCUGCAGAUCCUAUAUCGACCUUUGAGCUACAGACGGUUACGUACGGCACAGCCUCUGCUCCAUUUUUGGCAACCAGGACCCUCAAACAGAUUGCUCUUGACCACAAGGAAGAGUAUCCUUUGGCAAUGAACGCGGUCAUGAACGAUUUUUACGUAGAUGAUUUGCUAACGGGUACCGAUGAUUUGUCCGAAGCAAUCGUUAUACAAGGCAAAUCUCAGACAUGCUAA